Messenger RNA from Radiomyces spectabilis, 875 nucleotides. RefSeq lists its product as uncharacterized. The record is from RefSeq and is a predicted model, not a curated record. The coding region runs from base 131 to 862 and encodes 243 amino acids. Gene Ontology annotation, molecular function: structural constituent of ribosome. Lineage: Eukaryota; Fungi; Mucoromycota; Mucoromycetes; Mucorales; Radiomycetaceae. Gene Ontology annotation, biological process: translation. The transcript is spliced from 3 exons. Gene Ontology annotation, cellular component: ribosome.
AAAAAAAAAAAAAAAAGUCGACCGUUUCGAGGUAGGAAGCAGUCACGGUCAUCCACAAACAAAUGUUGACAGGGCGGGUUGAGCUUUAUUUUCCCUGUUGCCUAUUUCUUUGAACACAGCAUUCUCCACCAUGUUUCGCUUCAAACAACCAUUGGAACGUUUAGCGAUACGCACCCCCGUCUGUUCCAUUCUCAGAAACGAAUUCCACGGAUCAGCAGUGGCCUGUGCCAAGAAGCAUCCGAAACAGAUCAAAAAGGAGAACUUGGCUAAACGAGCCGCCAAAGCUGCCGAGUUUGAACGUACGAAGCCUUCUCCCAUCGUUUCUCAGUCGGCUCCCUUUUUCAACACUUUGCAUACACCUGAAAGUGCCUACAACGGUUCCAGCGACGACUACCAACACUUCUUGACCCAAGCCGAUAAGCAAUUCAUCUUUGAGCAGACGCCCAAAGACACCAUCGAGUCAAGUCACCUUGCUGCUGUGGACGGUGUCGAGGAAGCAUUGAAACAUGAACAAGCCAAAAUCGACGCAGUAAAAAAAAUCGUCAGCUUGCAAAAUGGUAACGCAAAGGCAGUCCAGUUAUGGAAUAUCCAAAAGGCCAUUGAAUGGUUUCAACGGAAAGAAGGUGAUACCGGCAGUCCAGAAGUGCAAGCUGCCAUCUUGACCGUCCGUAUACACAACCUUCACUCUCAUUUGCAGCAACAUCGCAAAGAUAACCACAACUACCGCCAACUCCGUCUGAUGGUCCAUCAGCGAGCAAAACUUCUCAAGUACUUGAAAUCAAAGAGCUUAGAAAGAUAUCAGACAUGCUUAGACAAUCUCGGAUUGCAGCCUAGAGCUGUGGAAGGCGAAAUCACUUUGUAAACAAUAAUAAAUA